CUGAUUCAGAAUCUGAAUCUGAACCAAGUGAUGAGAGCGAAGAAUCAUCACCUGCAGAGAAGGAGAAGAAAAAGAAAAAAACAAAAACAACACCAAAAAAAACACAACCAAAAAAGAAAAAAGUUGUUGUGGAGGAUUCACCUCCUAAAGAAGAUCAAUACUUUGACGGUGAGACAUAUGAAAUAUCAAGUGACGAACUAGAUGAAUGGCUAAGGGAAAAUGUUGAUAAAUCUGCUGCAGAGGGGGAGAACCAACCUGACCUGCGAUCGACAGAAGGUCGCUAUGUGUCAUCUGAAACAAUACCGGCUGUGAACUUGGGAAGUGAUGGUCCUUCCUCUCAAGGGCGCACAGAACAGAGUAGUGUAAACCAGCCGUCACAGAGCAUGUUGAGUCCGGCUGAUUUGAAUAUGAUGGUUGUGAGGGAACAGACACCGCCGGGUGCACUUGCAGUAGUCCCGAAUCAGGUUUUUGUGCUGGCAUCCCAAACAACCACUGAGACAGAUUUUGAACCAACCCCUAUGCUACAGAUUGAAGGGACUACAGAAACCACUCCUGAAACCCCCAAACAACUUCAAGAGACCACAUCCACGCUUCCCCCAGCUCCAACUAAAAUUCAUCCAGACGCAGAAGACGCUGCUGCCCUGUUGAUGAUGGCACGGACAGCAUCCUAUGUUCCUAAAAUAGAUCCAGGGGUGCCAUCAUUCAGCCUUGGAUUGACUUAUUCAAGCCAGGAGGGGGCGUCAACGCAGGAGACAAAAAGGGCAAAAUCUCCAGAAUCUGCAAAUUUGAUAGAACAAUUGGACGAUUUGGUCCAAAAAAUAGCAAGCAGUGCGGCGAAGGGAAAAAACAAAAGUCCACAAAUUCAGAGGGAGACUGGGGGAGAAAGUUUUGCAAAGUUUCAAACUCCUGGGGGAUUAUAUCAGAUUACGGAUGAUAUGAAACAAAAGUGCUACAUGUGGGGGACGAGACUGAAGGAAGAUGCAGAUGGCAAUACUAACGAGUAUGAGGAGAUGUGCACUCUGAUUGGCCAAGGAGAAUACAUUUUGAUGAGAAUGCACCUUGUAUCCCUCCAGGCAAAAAGUGAUAUAGAAUCUCAGGCAAUAUUAGAAAUUUGUUAG
This is a messenger RNA of Arachis ipaensis, 1118 nucleotides long. The record is from RefSeq and is a predicted model, not a curated record. Lineage: Eukaryota; Viridiplantae; Streptophyta; Magnoliopsida; Fabales; Fabaceae.